Molecule: messenger RNA, 2925 nt
Organism: Quercus lobata
Lineage: Eukaryota; Viridiplantae; Streptophyta; Magnoliopsida; Fagales; Fagaceae
Product: receptor-like protein 7
Exons: 1
Coding region: 28-2868 (946 amino acids)
Molecular function (GO): protein binding
Source: RefSeq, a predicted model, not a curated record
AACAUAUAGUUAAUUUAGACAGAAGUUAUGGCGUCCUCUUUGUAUCAUUUAAAAUUUGUGUACUUGCUUUCUUUUCUCUCAACAUUUCAUCUUAUAGCCACUCGCUCUUUUUCUUCUGUGCGGCCUCUUUGUCGUGGUGAUGAAAGGUCUUACUUGUUGCAAUUUAAGGACAGCUUUGUCAUCAACAAGUCCUCUUCUUCUGAACCGAGGGCUUAUCCCAAGGUUGCAUCCUGGACAUUAGAAGGAAACAACAAUGACUGCUGCUCAUGGGAUGGGGUAGAGUGUGAUGAGUUCACGGGCCAUGUGAUUGGCCUUGACCUCAAUAGUAGCUGUCUCUAUGGUUCUCUUAACUCCACCAGCAGCCUUUUCCAUCUUGUUCAUCUUCAAAGGCUUAAUCUCGCUGACAAUCAUUUUAAAUACUCUCAAAUCCCAUCCACCGUUUCCAAGCUAUCUAAACUAACUCAUCUUGAUCUCUCUGCUUCUGCGUUUGCUAGUCAAAUCCCAUUAGAAGUUUCACAAUUGUCCCAAUUGUCAUCCCUCAAUCUAAGUGGAAACGCUUAUUUAGAACUCAAGAAGCCUAGUUUGAGAAGUCUAGUUGAAAAUUUAACCUGCCUAGAAAAACUUGAUUUGAGAGAGGUGGAAAUAAUCUCCAUGGUGCCUAAUAUCUUGGCAAAUUCGUCUUCUUUAACCUCCCUCGGACUCCGUGACUGCGGAUUGUAUGGGGAAUUUCCAGUUGGCAUCUUCAAGCUUCCGAAUUUACGAGUUCUUGAUAUGCGGCAGAAUGAAGGUCUCACCGGCCAUUUGCCUAACUUUCAAUGGAGUAACACCCUUGAGAUAAUGAAUCUUGCAGUAACAAGUUUCUCAGGUAAGCUACCUACUUCAAUCGGAAAAAUUGGGUCUCUGAAUACAAUUUUAAUAUGGGGUUGCAACUUCUCUGGGUUCAUUCCAUCUUCACUUGGCAACCUCACGCGUCUAAAUUCUCUGGAUCUUUCAUUUAACACUUUCGAGGGCCGCAUUCCGUCUUCCUUUGGAAACCUCAUCCAACUUUCUUCUCUAGGCCUUGCCGGUAAUAAAUUCACUGGUCCAAUUCCUUUUGAGCUUGCAAAUUUGACACAACUAACUGCCUUGAGUCUUGUUGGCAAUGAGUUUGCAGGCCAGAUUCCAAGCUUAAUCUUUAACCUUACAAAUCUAGAAUUUCUUGCUCUUUCCAGUAACUACUUUAGUGGCACUGUGGAGUUUGACAAGUUUGUAAAACUCAAAAAGUUAACUGCGUUGCGUCUAUCUUAUAAUCAAAUAUCAUUAGUUGAAAGUGAAACCAGUGCCAAUAGAACCUUUCAAAAGUUUGUAAGUUUAGGCUUGGCUCAGUGCAACUUGAGUAAGUUCCCAGAUUUCCUAGCAAAGCAAGAUGAAUUGGAGUUGCUAGACCUGCACGGCAACAAUAUUCAUGGUCAAGUACCAGAAUGGGUUUGGAACAUGAGUAAUGAAAGUUUAAAGGCUGUCGACCUUUCUGACAACUUUCUUACAAGCCUCGGUCAACAUCCCAUUCUUCUUCCAUGGACCGAUCUGGCCAUUUUAGACAUUUCGUCUAACAAUAUCCAAGGAUCACUUCCAAUUCCAUCAUCUUCCACUUUGCAAUACCACGCAUCAAACAAUUCAUUCAUUGGAAAAAUUUCAGAAUUGAUUUGUAAUCUGAGUUCUCUUCAAGUCCUUGAUUUGUCAGAGAACAACUUAAGUGGUCCACUUCCUCAAUGCUUGCACAGCUUUGGUGAUUCUUUGGUCGUAUUGGAUAUACGAAGGAACAAACUCGAAGGAAGCAUCCCACAAACUUGGGCAAAUGGAAGCAAAGCAAUGAUAAUUGACUUCAGCCAAAACAAAUUCCAAGGGUGGUUACCAAGAUCUUUGGCCAAGUGUAUAACAUUGAAGGCCCUUGAUCUCAGUAAUAACCAAUUCAAUGAUACUUUCCCCUCUUGGUUAGGAGGCCUUCCAAAUUUGAAGAUUCUCAUUUUGCGGUCCAACAAAUUUUACGGACCAAUAAAGAUUCACAGCGUGAAUUAUGAGUUUCCUAACUUACAAAUCGUUGACCUCUCAUAUAAUAGUUUUACUGGAAUGUUGCCAGUAGAAUUAUUUCAAAAUUCCAAUUCUUCCAGAUCUGAUCGUGCAUACCACUUAUCAUAUAUUCAAGUAGACUCAUCUUUUGUAAUGAAAUACAGUUAUCAGAAUAUCAUAUAUCGGUUUAAGUAUAGUUUCUCAAUGAUGAUGACAAACAAAGGAGUGGACACAAUUUAUGAGAAGGUCCAAGAAAUUUUCACAGCCCUUGAUUUCUCUAGUAAUAGAUUUGCAGGAGACAUUCCAGUAUCAAUCGGAAAUAUAAAAGUACUUCGUUUGCUCAAUCUUUCCAAUAACAUUCUCACUGGCCAGAUCCCACCAACAUUAGGAAAUCUUACAGAGUUGGAAUCAUUGGACCUUUCUCAAAACAAGCUCGUAGGUGAGAUUCCACAACAGCUAACACAACUUACUUUCUUGGAAUCCUUCAAUGUUUCUCAUAAUGAUCUUGUGGGGCUUAUACCACAAGGGAAACAAUUUGAUACAUUUCAAAACAGUUCAUUUGAAGGAAAUUCAAAAUUGUGUGGAAACCCAUUGUCAAAGAAAUGUAAGUAUUACGAGUCUUUACCACAUUUACCUUCAACCUCGGAAAAGAGUCAAGAUUCGGGGUCUAUACUUCAAUUUGGUUGGAGAACUGUUAUGAUUGGCUAUGGAUGUGGACUACUUGUUGGGGUGACUAUUGGGCAUAUUGUGAUUGCAAAGAAUCCUGUUUGGUUAAUGAAGACUUUCGGAGUGAGGCAACCUGUACCAGGAAGAAAGGUUUGAGGGAAGAGACAUUAGAAAUUGAAUUAUAUAUAUAUAUAUAUAUGUAUUUGCUAAGGU